This is a messenger RNA of Didymodactylos carnosus, 993 nucleotides long. The record is from the annotation of a GenBank genome assembly. NCBI's taxonomy places the organism in Eukaryota, Metazoa, Rotifera, Eurotatoria, Philodinida, Philodinidae.
AUGACUCCAAAAGCUUUACAUCAGAUACUGUCUUUCGAUAUAGGUAUUACAGCCGGUCUAAAAAAAGCGGAAGGUUUCUUGGAAGUUCCAGUUGCAAAGCUUGAUUCAACACGAUUGAUAAAACUUCCAUCUUACUGGUUAAAGGAUGUCGAUUUAAUGACGAACUUCCCCGAUGGCAUCGAGAUUUAUCGUACAACAUCUUAUUAUAAAAAAUCAAUGAAUGCAUAUUGUGUGGUAUUUGACCCUAAAGCGAAUAUAGAGAUGAAGCCUGUAAUGUCAUCCAUAAACAAGAAGCCAAGUGAAUUAUAUGCAAAAGAAAAAGGAGUCAAAUACGGCUGCAUUAAUGGUGGCUAUUUUGGCACCCAAGUUUCCUACAGCCUGGUGUUGUGUAAUGGCAUUAUGGAUGCUAUUAAUAUUAAAUCAUUAAGUCGAAGGUAUAAUAAUGUUAGUACCACGUAUUACCCUACACGGGGAGCCUUUGGGGUGACCACUACAGAUGUACCAGAAGUUACUUGGGUGUAUCAUGUGGGUAGUGGAAAUGGUACGCUAUUUUCUUACCUGCAACCCAGUCUAAAUAAUGUACGCAAACCGCCACAGUCCAUGCCAACAGCUAAAUUUCCCGCAAAUGCAAGCAUAUGGAAUAUCAACAGCGCAAUUGGUGGAUCACCCGUUUUAAUAAAAAAUAAUAAGAUCAGUAUUACCGAUACCGAAGAACUUAUCGAAAUUGAUAAUAUGUAUUCCAGGGCACGUUCUGCUAUUGGCCAUACUGCAGAUGGAAAAAUUAUUGUGUUAGCUGUUGAAGGCUCAGGAGGAAUAGGCGUAAGUUUGCCACAAAUGGCUCAGUUAAUGAAAGAUAUGGGUUGUACUGCAGCACUUAAUUUGGACGGGGGCGGAUCAACUGCUUUUAUUAUAAAUGGAAAACAAAUAGUAAAGCCUUCUGAUCCUUCUGGAGAACGAGCGGUGAUUAGCGCAAUUAUUAUAAAAGGCAAAUAG